AUGGGUAUACAGGAGUUGGAGAGGCUGGAGGAUUUAACCAUGUCUCUUCUUUGUAACCAUAAGGCAUCUUCCUCGAAGGACUUUAUGGAAGUAUACGACACCAUAUACAGUCACUGCACAGAGGCGACUCCGAUAUUUGAGACAAGAGGAGCAAAAGUUUAUGAGUGCUUGAAGAAGACGCUUCUGGCGUAUGUGGAUGGGCUGAGGUGUUUUACAUCUCUGAAGACCCUGCACAGCCAGCUGCUGGAGUUCUCCAAUGCCUUGGAUCUGGUGGCCAAGGCUUACUCGUACUUGGAAAGAUACUUUAUCCGGAUCAGCCUGGAGAGAAGGGAUGGACACAUCCAGGACAUCCGGACACUUGGGAAUACGGUCUUCUACAGAAGAUACAUGGAAAGAGUGGUGGGACAAGCCAAGGACAUAGUGUUCUUUGAGAUUGGGGUUUCACGGGGAUGCAAGGAUUACAACUUCCUGCGGCUAGCGGAGACAGUCCGGCUUCUCAAGAGAAUGUUGUUUUUCUGUGACGAAUCCUUGGAGUAUGAGGACAUGAUGCGGAAAUACCUCGAGGGAUUCCAUGCAUCGAUGGACUUCGACGGAGAGAUCAACAAGGUUCUAAAAAGGGUGUAUCUGGAGAUAUACAUUGCUUCAAAGGUUUUUGAUCCAGAUAACAACAAGCUGUACAAGGGGAUUGCAUGUAGGGUGCAGGACAGGUUUGACGAUGUUUUGAAGGUGGUUGUGCAGAGGAUGGAGAAGUUUGAGAAGUUUAAGCUGUAUGUAAAGAUCAUCCACUUCAUGGAACCUGAGUAUAUGGCAAGGGUUGCGGAAAAGUACAAGGAAGUUAUGAGAAGGAAGAUACUUGGGACUGAGAGUCUGGGGGAUCUGAAGACGGAGUAUCUUCGGAUCCGCAAGCAGAUGAAGGAGAAUCUUAUGAAUGAGGAGGAACUGAUUCUGCAUCUCAACGAGGAGAUAAGGAAGUACCUUCACAUUUCGGGCAGACUUGGGUUUGAGGAUGAGAUUCACAAGCACAUUGACAGGGCAGUAAGGAAUGGAGAGGAGACGGAAGGAGAGAUAGAGGUUCUUGUUGUGUUUGCAAGCCUUAUGUCAAACAAGGAAGGGAUUGUUGGAAAGAUAACAGAAGAUGCAAGAAGGAGAAUGUUGGGAUGGAGAGGGUCACAAAAAAGAGAAGGGAUGUUGGUUUCAUUGAUGGAGAGAUAUAUAGGGACUAGUAUUAACAGAAGUAUGAGCAUAAUGUAUGAAAAUCAGGUGAACUACGACCGAAACGAUUUCUGCAUCGCAGGGCAAGACAUAGAACUGAUUACAGAGACAAGGUUUCUGACAAAGGGGUUCUACGACCUGAGGGCAAGUGGAGAGAAUCUCCCCCAGCCCCUGAAGGACAUUUGGGGAAUUGUGUCGCGGCCAAAGAUGAUGAAAUAUCCGCGGGGAGAAUUGGAGUGCUGCCAUAAUCUAUCAUGGAUGAUAUUUUCGAUCAACGGGUUCUACUUCCGGAUGAGCAUGGACAAGGUUCUGAUAAUGCUGUGGUUGGAUGUUGAUAGAGAGAUGAGUGAUGCUGGAAGAUGUGUCGGAGGUUCUGGAUUUGAGGGAAACCUUGAGUAUCUUCUAUCGAACGGAUUUGUUGGGUGCAAGGACGGGGUUUUGUCACUGAACAGGAUGUUUUCCCUCAAGGAGUACAGCUAUAUUAGAAAGAAAUACAAGGACCGGGUGUGUCUUAUGGACUCUGAGUGGAAUCUGACCUUGGAUAGAAAUGGAGAAGACAUGGAGGGAGAAGAAGGCUGUGAGAUUGUGGAUCUGUUUGAAAUUGAGUUUGGGGAAGCCACAACCAAGAGAGAGAUGGAAACGGUGGGGGCUUUUGAUGCGGUUUUGGAGGCUAGGAUCAUGAGAAUAUUGAAGAGAAGAAAGAGAAUUGAAGUUCCUGGGAUGGUCAAAAUUAUCGAGGAGGAGUCUGGGAACGACGAGAAGACUGUGAUGAAGGCCAUUGGGAAGCUGAUUGAGAAGGAGUAUUGUAGAGCUGAUGAAGGCUAUCUGGAGUACCUUCCCUGA
Molecule: messenger RNA, 2055 nt
Organism: Encephalitozoon intestinalis ATCC 50506
Lineage: Eukaryota; Fungi; Microsporidia; Unikaryonidae
Product: Cdc53 cullin-like protein
Exons: 1
Coding region: 1-2055 (684 amino acids)
Source: RefSeq, a predicted model, not a curated record